Anguilla rostrata (American eel) is the source of this 5645-nucleotide messenger RNA. It is a transcript of the gene camk2g1, whose product is annotated as calcium/calmodulin-dependent protein kinase (CaM kinase) II gamma 1. Lineage: Eukaryota; Metazoa; Chordata; Actinopteri; Anguilliformes; Anguillidae. The transcript is spliced from 23 exons. Bases 113 to 1948 code for a protein of 611 amino acids. Gene Ontology annotation, molecular function: calmodulin binding; ATP binding; calcium/calmodulin-dependent protein kinase activity. The record is from RefSeq and is a predicted model, not a curated record. Gene Ontology annotation, biological process: protein phosphorylation.
CUUUCCGUCUGAAUAUCUCUUUCUCUGAGCGCAUGAGACUCGAAAGGUUCUCUUCUAGAAACCUGAGCACAGAAGUCACCCAAACGAGAGGCGAUACCUCCCCCCUCGGAACAUGGCUACGAUCGUAACCUCCACCAGAUUCACAGAUGAAUAUCAGCUGUACGAAGAGCUCGGAAAGGGUGCCUUUUCAGUGGUCAGGAGAUGCGUAAAAAAAUCAACUGGCCAGGAAUAUGCUGCUAAAAUUAUUAACACAAAAAAACUUUCUGCAAGAGAUCAUCAAAAACUGGAACGCGAGGCCCGGAUCUGUCGCCUGCUCAAACACCCGAACAUCGUCCGACUCCACGACAGCAUCUCGGAAGAAGGCUUCCACUACCUGGUGUUUGACCUUGUCACCGGCGGGGAGCUGUUUGAAGACAUCGUCGCCAGAGAGUAUUACAGCGAAGCUGAUGCAAGCCAGUGCAUCAGUCAGAUCCUGGAAAGCGUGAAUCACAUCCACCAGCAUGACAUUGUGCACAGGGAUCUCAAACCAGAGAACCUGCUCCUGGCCAGCAAGAUGAAAGGGGCGGCGGUCAAGCUGGCGGAUUUUGGCCUGGCCAUCGAGGUGCAAGGCGACCAGCAGGCAUGGUUUGGUUUCGCGGGCACGCCCGGCUACCUCUCCCCCGAGGUCCUGAGGAAGGACCCCUACGGCAAGCCCGUGGACAUCUGGGCCUGCGGUGUGAUUCUGUACAUUCUGCUGGUGGGCUACCCUCCCUUCUGGGAUGAAGACCAGCACAAGCUCUACCAGCAGAUCAAGGCAGGGGCGUACGACUUCCCGUCUCCUGAGUGGGACACGGUCACCCCCGAGGCCAAGAAUCUGAUCAACCAGAUGCUGACCAUCAAUCCGGCCAAGAGGAUAACCGCUGAACAGGCCCUCAAGCACCCCUGGGUCUGCCAACGCUCCACAGUCGCCUCCAUGAUGCAUCGCCAGGAGACCGUGGAGUGCCUGCGAAAGUUCAACGCCCGCAGGAAGCUGAAGGGGGCCAUUCUCACCACCAUGCUGGUGUCCAGGAACUUCUCAGUGGGCCGGCAGCAUACCAGCCCUGCUGCCGCCACCACCAGCACUGCCGCGCUGGCACAGGAAGCCUGCAAAAGCUUGUUAAACAAAAAAGCUGAUGGUGUGAAGCCGCAGACGAACAACAAUAAAAACAACGUUGUAAGCAGCAACAAGGAUAGUGCAUCCACUACACCAAUGGAACCGCAGACCACUGUGGUGCACAACCCUGCCGACGGAACUAAGGGGUCCUCAGAGAGCUGUACCACCACGGAGGAGGAGGAAGUGAAAGGUAGGAAAGCGGCGGGUGCCGGCCGCGCGGCCAGCAGCGACAGCACGGUGCUGAGCCAGUGCAGCGGGAAUGAGGGAUCGCCCCAGGGCCCGCCCACCUCUGUCCCUCUGCAAAAUAAAAAGCGCAUGGCUUGGAACAGCACAGGACACUCCUGCCCUGAUCUUGAGCGUGCUUCGAGCACGCCCCCCGCUGCGCCCACAGGGGGCAGCGCCGCGCCGCAGUCUCGUAAGCAGGAGAUCAUUAAGAUUACGGAGCAGCUGAUUGAAGCUGUUAAUAAUGGGGACUUUGAGGCGUACACGAGAAUCUGCGAUCCUGGGUUGACCUCUUUCGAACCGGAAGCACUUGGAAACCUGGUGGAGGGCAUGGACUUCCACAAGUUCUACUUUGAGAACCUUCUGAGUAAAAACAGCAAGCCGGUGCACACCACCAUCCUGAAUCCGCACGUCCACCUGAUUGGGGAGGACGCCGCCUGCAUCGCGUACAUCCGCCUGACGCAGUACAUCGACGGCCAGGGCCGGCCGCGCAGCAGCCAAUCGGAGGAGACCCGCGUCUGGCACCGCCGUGACGCCAAGUGGCUCAACGUGCACUUCCACUGUUCCGGAGCCCCUGCUGCACCCUUACAGUGAUUUCACCGGGCACAGCUUGGAUUCUUGAGCUAAUCGGAGUCUUUCUUCUCCAUGGUCGAAGUGGCGACAGGGGCCUGGCUGGAUGAGACCUGUGGAAGUUUAAAAAAGGAAAAAAAAAGGAAAAAAAUUAACAACAUAAAAGCAACCAUCAGACGACCAACACCACUGAUCCAGUCCAAACCUAGAUAGACUUUGGGAGCCAGCCGUGACAGCGGCCCCGCCCUUCGGACGGUGCAUGCAUCUCUCGCCCAGAGGGGGGCGCUGUCUUGUCGUAAUUGUACGGAUCCAUCUUUUUGCCCGUUUUAAGAUGUCCAGGAGGGGUUUCGAGUGUAUAUCUACAUAUAUAUAAAUAUUAAAAAAAUAACGAAAAAAUAAAAUCUACGAGAAACUGCAGACUAAAAAGCACGUAAGUACAGAAAUAGGAGUUCCGCGCUCAUUCGAGGGGAAGUUGAAAAAAAAAAAUGUAUAUGCGCGUGCACCUCAACAGUUGAAUGCCAGGUGGCGCAAUAUUUUUUAUUGUUUAUUUUAUUCUCGAAACUUAAUACAGUGUGCGUGUUUAUAUUUUGGAUGCGAAGGUCGAGUGAAAAUGGAAAAAUCUUAAACAAGCUUAAAUACGAAACUUAAUAUCAAAAGUACAAGCACCAAAGUAUAGAUGUUAGGCAUGUCAGAUUUCUUUUUUUUUUUGCACUGUUACGUUUUUUUUGGAGGGACAGAAGGGUGUAGUGGGCGGGGGAAGUUUUUAAGUAUUUUAUUGUGUUACUGGAACUCUUGGUUUUUCUUUUUCUUUUCUUUUUUUACCACUGAAUGAUAAUGUAUUUGACAGUAUAUAGUGUUUCAAGUGAAUUAAUUUUAACAGCAAAAAGGCGGGAAGUUUUUUUUUUUAUUAUUAAUAUUUAAGCUAUAUAUACAUGUACAAUAAAUAUAUAAGGGAAGGAGGCGAAAGCGUGGCUUCGCUUUCGAGGGAGGCGGGGCUUGGGGAAAGGCGACUCGCGAUUCGCUCGCCCGAGCGCCGCUCCCUCGGGGCUGCUUGUCUUGGCUGCGUUUUUGAAAAGCUGUUUAUAAAUGUAUAUGUUUAUGAAUAUGUAUAUACAAAGGCACAAACCCACCGUGUGUGCGAGCCCCUCGCCGUUCACUGGGCACCCUCUGGCCUGCCUAACCCCCCCUUCAAAAAAAAAAUAAAAUAAAAUAAAAUAAAAAUAAAAAUCACCCCCCCCAUGCUAAACCUGAGGUUGCAGAAUGCACAUGCUGUCAGUGCUAAGAUGAAGAAAAACUGCUCCCUCACUUUUUUGGGGAGGGGGUGGGGGGGUUGGGUGGUGAGGAUCUUUGCACAGCUUCUACAGGUGGGGAUUAAACACUACCAUGGGCUUCUCUCCCACUCUCUCAUGAGUUGUAAGGGAUGGACAUCCCAAACUCCUCCCCCCCCCCCAUCUAUACGCUGGUAUAGGGACACUCCCAAUACAAAUGCUGUCCCCUCCCUUCUGCCCUCCCCACUACUUAAACCGUCUUAUUCCAAAAGAACUUCUUAAUGCUAUUUUUAAAUAUUAUUUUAAAAAAUAAUUUAAAAAAAAAAACAAACAAAAAAAAACAAUCAUUAGAUUUAAAAAUGGCCUGAACUGUUUUUGCACAAACUGGAGACUAGAUGCUGUUACGUUCACGCUGAGAGGUGAACUUUCUGCAACUUCAGGUCGUUCCCCCCCACCCCACCCCCUGCUGCCAGAUUGGGUCAGCCUGGGGAAUGGGGCGGGGCUAAGGGGGGGGGGGGGGUGUGGCCGGCUGCCUGUCCGUUUUGCCCGUGCGCCGCCCUUCUCCUUGUUCCCGCAAGUGGGCUCGCGGUCGCGUCGCGGACUUUAUCGCCACGGCGUCGCGGACCCGCCCUGUUCUCCUUCGGGGUUCCGGGCACAGCUACCGGAGCGCUAGUGGGCGUGGCCGCCUGUCACGUGACAGUCGGACGGGGGAAAGGAAGCCCCGUCGAGAGGUUGACGGUUGCCCCGGCCCGGCCUGGCCUGGCCUGGCUCCGCCCUCGCCGGAUUCUGUCAUUAACGCUGUCGUCUUUGUUACCGUGUACCUUCGUAGUGUUGUUCUUACUGUAGUGAGUCACGUGGCUGUUAUUUUACUUUUUAACUGUUACUAGAGUUGUGGGGCUGUGGAGAAGAUGGAGCUCAGGUCAGGUCACGUCCCCCCUCCUCCUGCCCUCCACCCUCGUGCUCGUACCCGAUCCCGUACCUGCACCCGCACCCGAUCCCUCAUACACGCGCACACACGAGUGUCCUUGCACGCUGCACACACACACACACAUGCUUUUUGCGGAUACACAAUCAUACUGUGCUGUAUGCUUUCACGUACCCUAUGUAUGCUGCACAUGCACACUCCCGCAAAUACACUCGCACACGCGCGCACACACACACACACACACACACGCACUUCGGACCUUAAAAGGUAAUUACCAGGACAACCAGUGGGGUUCCACAGCAUGGCGAGGAAAUGGGAAAUAUAAGCAGAAGAAUUUUCUGCUCGGUGGGGAAUGUUAACACACACAAACACACGCACACAGGCACACGCGAGAACACCCACAAGCGCGCGCACCCACAGAGAGCUCCCUUUAAACGUGCACCUGUGUUGUUCAUGGCAGUACAUCUGAAGCACCCGAAUUCUGACUUUGUCGAGUCGUUAAGUUUGUGAAGCUGUUGUGUGCGUCGAGGGGCUUCACCCCCGUCCUUGGUGUCGUGUAAACGUGUUCCAGACAUAAGACAGCAGGCAGGCAGAGGGGUUUCUCCCCUGAAGGACUCUUUUUUUUUUUGGGUGAAGGAUUAUUCGGCCCGACCCCGGCCCUGCCUGCACGCAUACGCCGUCUGCACUCGUGCGCCUCAUAACACGCCUGUCGCUCCGCGCAACAUAUCAGCACCUCUUACCGCCGCCGCCGCCACCUAGCCAUCUGCGUGAUGUACCUCUGUGAUCCUUUUUUCUUUUUCUCCCCCCCCCCCUUCCCCCCGAAAGUUUUUGACUUGCUCUAUGGGGAACUAUACUGCUUCACCUGGCCAGGUUAUAGACACCCAUCGUGCGCGCAAAGCCAGGGGUCAAGUCAUGCGAUCGACGACAAACUUCCGCACUCAAAAAAUGAAAGCAGGAAGUGUGAAAGCCAGAGGUGAGGGGAGGGGGGGUCACUAAUUCAGAAAAGGUCUUCAGAAAAUUAUACCCCCUCCUUGAACAAAAUUUCCCCAAGAUUCUUAAAAGCCACACAAUUUCACAAGAAGAAGACUAUAUAUGCAGUUUUACAAGUGGAGGAAUUAUGCAUGUCUACUUUCUGGUUAAUAUUUUUCACUGUCUGUGUUGAUUAAAAAAAAAGGUAAAAUCUGUAUGUUAGUUGCAUCUUUGAGGUAAAAAUGAAACCUGCUCCAUCUCGGAUAUAAAUGAUGUAUCAAAUUUAAAAAAGAAAAAAAGAAGAAAAAAAUAAAAGCCUUAGCUUGGUAUGUUCCCAUCCUUAUUAGUAAAUUUAUUGCAUUGUAACAGUAUAUUAUUGGGGCUACAUAUGAAUAUACUCUUUGAGUUCUAAAUUGGAUGCUGGAUUUUGCAUGAUCAUAACAAUAAAUCAUGAAUUUAAAACUAUCAAGUGUUUGAAUGUUAGUAGGUCUUCAUAAUAGCUUUGUUAUUAUUGAAACUUGGAUCUGAAAAUAUUUAAUAAAAAUGACAUUUAACAGCA